GCGCCGGCUCAAUACAUCGCAUCUUUACCGUCGAAAAACGUUCGCACCAUGCUGGUGGACGCGCUGAACGUUUGGUUCCAAUUGGCACCCAAGGAGCUCCAAGUCAUCAAGGAGGUUGUGACGGACCUGCACAAUUCAACAUUGAUCUUGGAUGAUAUUCAAGAUGACUCACCCCUCCGACGGGGCAGCCCUGCGACUCAUACAAUCUUCGGCUCCGCGCAAUGUAUAAACACUGCAACCUAUAUUGUGGUUGAGGCCGUACAGAAAGUCCGUCAAUAUCCUCAAAUGUUCCCCGAGUUUCUGAAUGGGCUAUCACAGCUUGCGCUGGGUCAAAGCUGGGACUUGAAUUGGAAGCAUAAUGCUCAUUGCCCUUCCGUUCCCGAAUAUACUACCAUGAUCGACGGUAAGACUGGGGCAAUGUUCACAAUGAUUGUUCACAUGAUGGCCAGCCUCGCCCCAGCACCGUCCGCCUGGCCGCUCCCGGAGCUGGAUCGGCUGACAGAGCUGUUGGGUCGGUGGUUCCAGAUCCGAGACGACUACCAAAACCUGUGCGACGAAACGUACACUGAGCAAAAGGGGUUCUGCGAGGACCUGGAUGAAGGGAAAUUGUCAUAUCCUGUGAUUGUAUGCUGCGAGUCGGACUCGACCGCGCGGGAUAUUAUUUUGGAGUCUCUCCUACGUGACAAACAACAAGGGAAGUCAUUGGCUCCAGCUCAGAAGCUGAAAAUUAUCGAGCUGAUCCGGAGCUCAGGGGCAUUGCUUAAAACCUGGCAGACCAUUCAGCAUUUGAUGAAGGAGACUCAAGCCGCACUCUCAGUAGUGGAGGCGUGUAUAGGGAUUCCGAACCCGCCGAUCCGUUUAGUUGUGCAUUUGUUG
Messenger RNA from Aspergillus ruber CBS 135680, 876 nucleotides. Its product is annotated as FPP/GGPP synthase family protein. The transcript has a single exon. Gene Ontology annotation, molecular function: prenyltransferase activity. Lineage: Eukaryota; Fungi; Ascomycota; Eurotiomycetes; Eurotiales; Aspergillaceae. The record is from RefSeq and is a predicted model, not a curated record. The annotation marks the transcript as partial. Gene Ontology annotation, biological process: isoprenoid biosynthetic process.